Photinus pyralis (common eastern firefly) is the source of this 868-nucleotide messenger RNA. RefSeq names its product synaptobrevin homolog YKT6 (gene Ykt6). Gene Ontology annotation, biological process: endoplasmic reticulum to Golgi vesicle-mediated transport. The record is from RefSeq and is a predicted model, not a curated record. The transcript is spliced from 3 exons. Lineage: Eukaryota; Metazoa; Arthropoda; Insecta; Coleoptera; Lampyridae. Gene Ontology annotation, molecular function: SNAP receptor activity. Bases 158 to 760 code for a protein of 200 amino acids. Gene Ontology annotation, cellular component: Golgi apparatus.
UCUUCACAGUUGUAUGCGGUAGCAAUGUUCACAGCAGUUAGAUAGAUUUGAGAAGAGCUAAUUGAAUGUACCUACAUUGUAAAUAUCAGUUACAAUUGUCAAAUACAAAUAGUUUGAUUCUUUGAUUGGACCAAAGACUACGAAUUAACUUUGUACAAUGGUGAAGUUAUAUUCCAUGAGUGUCUUGUAUAAAACCGGACCCGAUAGUGCAGUAUGCUUAAAGGCAGCAUAUGAUGUGCAAAGCUUUAACUUUUUUCAACGAGGAUCAAUACAGGAGUUUAUGGCAUUUGUAAGUAAAACGAUCACGGAGAGAACACAUGUAGCUGCACGGCAGUCUGUAAAACAGGAAGAUUACAUGUGCCAUGUCUACGUAAGGGGCGACAGUCUAGCAGGUGUUGUUAUAUCAGACGAAGAUUAUCCUCCACGUGUUUCACAUACAUUAAUCACAAAGGUGCUUGACGAAUUCACGCAGACCGUUCCCGCAUCUAGCUGGUCGACGAUAUCAGAACGUGACAUUAAUUUUCCACAACUAAAUGCAUACCUGGCGAAAUAUCAGAAUCCGCGAGAGGCGGAUGCUAUGACUAAAAUUCAAACAGACUUAGACGAGACCAAAAUCAUUUUACAUAACACGAUCGAGGCGGUUCUAGAAAGAGGUGAAAAAUUAGAUGAUCUUGUAGCCAAAUCUGAAGGCCUAAGCAUUCAGUCGAAAGCAUUUUAUAAAACGGCACGUAAAACGAACAGCUGCUGCAAUUUUAGUUAAUCGGCCACAUUCCACAUUGUCAAUGUGAACAAUAAAUGUUUAAACAAGUAAUUAUGCUGACUGGAUGUAUAAAAUUCUUUGUAAUAUACUGUGUAUUUUAUUGUAAUA